Phycomyces blakesleeanus NRRL 1555(-) is the source of this 711-nucleotide messenger RNA. RefSeq lists its product as hypothetical. The coding region runs from base 1 to 711 and encodes 236 amino acids. The record is from RefSeq and is a predicted model, not a curated record. The transcript has 3 exons. Lineage: Eukaryota; Fungi; Mucoromycota; Mucoromycetes; Mucorales; Phycomycetaceae.
AUGACUGGAAUACGCCAAAUUGCUUCUAAUUUAUCUGAUGAAUAUAAAAAUCUUUUAGCGAAAAUAAAAGAAAUGGAGAAAUUUAUGGUUGAUGUAUGUGGUGAACUCACCACAAUGCAUAAAGUCAUUUGUGCUGGCUUUGGACAAGGAAAUGGAUCCCAGACAUCUGCUUCUGUUUCUCUUGAUAAUCCUUCUGUUGCUGCCAGUUCCAUUGUCAGAAUUCCUGCUGGCAUCGCUUCUGAAAUUAGCUGCGAAAACAAGGACAAAGUCUUUAAGUUGAUUCAAGAGUACAUGCGGAGGGACAAAUUUACUCUCAAUGAUCCUGCCCUUGUCAAUGCCAACAAGACAAAGCCAAGGCGGGAAACGGAUGUCUUCUUUAAUAGAAGCCUCAACAAGAAGAUCGUUGCCAAUCUUCUUGGUUACCUGCUCCCAAAGUUUGUUGGGCAGGGUAUAAAAACAAGCGAAUUCUGUACUAUAGUGCACACUAACUUCCAGAGUACAACUCGUAAGGACAGGGAAGAUCCUAUGAUGCGAGCUGCCACUAACGCUUGCGGAAGACGAGCUGCAAGAGAAACUAAACACUUCAACUGCCACGUAAUGGCAUAUGUGUUAAACAAGGAUGUCAUUGAUGCUUUAAUGAAGGGGAUCUAUAUGGACAUGCAAGAAAAAUUAGGGUCGGACAUGCAAAAAAAGACCAAAAGGGAGAAUUAA